CGUCACAGUCACGUGGUAACAUUUGAAAUUAAACCUCGAAUCGAACUACAACAGUAGCUGUCAGUAACAGUCUAUUGGAAAGAUUAUUCAAGCAAACUGCGACGAAACAGGAAUAUUUUAUGCCUUUCGGAGGUAACAUCGCUCAGGAUGUCUUUAGAGUUUGAAAAACUGUCCACCCACAAUUGGAGCGCUCCAGGCGUCCCAUCCCAGAGGAGCCGGGUUCAGGAGGAGCACGAGUCUCAGCAGGAGGGUCAUGUUCAGAUCAUGUACUCUAAAGAUCAGGUGUAUCAGGAAGACGCAGAGUUCAGCUUGGAAGAGCUCCGAGCCCAGCGCUACUACAAGUCUUUGAGCGAUAAAGCCUCACACCUGAAGAAGCUAAAGCAGGAUCUGCAGUGUCAGAUUGAGGAUAAAAAGAGACUCAUUCAGCAGAGAAACAUCACCUCGGAGAAACCGCAGGAGGUUGUUCAUGAGGAGGCCAGUUCUUCCUUCCAGAGAUCUGCAGGAUCCUGUGAAUCUGAUGCUGCUGUGGGGAAAUCAGCUCAGUUCACCGUAUGCAGCGAGCAGGAGGAAGACCGAGUGGUUAGCAGCUCGGUAAGGCGAGAGGACGACAUAAAUCACAGAGGAAGCAACGCUAAACUGCAGAAAACAGCCAAACCUUUCACUGUUUUUGAUGAGAACACACUGACAAAUAAAACCUCGUCGUCAGCGAACCGUAAUUCUCUGAAGCUGCCCAGUUUGAGUCUGAAAGCGCCGAGGUCAAAAGCAGAGUCCAUCUCUGACAAAGACGCGUCCAUCUCUCGCUCAGAGGAAGUCAUCAUCAAAGGUCACUGGAAUAAGACUCUGUGCAGGAGUCCAGACGACACGUGUGAAUUCUCCCACGCCGCUCAGCUGGCGUCCACUCCGUUCGGAGGUGUCCAGAGGCCAGAAGCGUCCGAGUCCAGACUGACGGAGAAUCUGAGCCGAACGGCCCCAGAAUCCACUGCAGCACCGAGUCCUUGUGCGACCGCUGAGGAGAACAAGCUCAGUCCUAUCUUGGAGAUCAGUCAGGAGUGGGGUGGCUCUUCCUUCGCUAACUCCAUGAAGCAGGUAAAGGAGCCUGAGAUCCGUCGAGCUGCAGACACACCAGAGGAAGUUUGGAGAUGA
Messenger RNA from Carassius carassius (crucian carp), 1143 nucleotides. Its product is annotated as mitotic checkpoint serine/threonine-protein kinase BUB1 beta-like. The record is from RefSeq and is a predicted model, not a curated record. NCBI's taxonomy places the organism in Eukaryota, Metazoa, Chordata, Actinopteri, Cypriniformes, Cyprinidae. Bases 148 to 1143 code for a protein of 331 amino acids. The transcript has 11 exons.